AUGUCAAACUCCUCCAGAAAGAAGCUCCUCUUGAUGGGCCGGUCUGGCUCGGGCAAGUCAUCCAUGAGAUCGAUUAUCUUCUCCAACUACUCGGCAUUCGACACCAGAAGACUCGGGGCCACCAUAGACGUGGAACACUCCCACUUGCGGUUCUUGGGCAACAUGACUCUCAAUCUCUGGGACUGUGGUGGCCAAGACGUGUUCAUGGAUAACUACUUUUCCAACCAAAAGGACCACAUCUUCAAGAUGGUACAGGUACUCAUCCACGUCUUUGACGUCGAAUCCAAAUCCAUCAAUAAGGACAUUGAAAUCUUCGUGAAAGCUUUGACAAACCUCCAAAAAUACAGUCCGGGAGCCAAGAUCUUCGUGUUGCUCCACAAGAUGGACUUGGUGCAGAUCGACAAACGGGAAGAAUUGUUCAACAUCAUGAUGGAGAAGUUGCAGAACAUCUCCAACCCAUAUCAGUUCAAGGUGGUGGGGUUCCCCACCUCCAUCUGGGACGAGAGUUUAUACAAGGCAUGGUCCCAGAUCGUGUGUUCGUUGAUUCCCAACAUGAACUUGUUCAACAGUAAUCUUAUCAAGUUCAACCAGAUUCUCGAUGCAGAGGAGAUCAUUCUCUUUGAAAAAACUACGUUUUUAGUGAUAUCAUCCACCACCUCCAUCGAAAACGAACUAAACAAAGACCUGCAGCCCGAGUUGGAUCCCAAGCGGUUUGAGAAGAUCUCUUCAAUCAUCAAGACGUACAAGCAGUCAAUAUCGAAGCUCCGGACCAACUUCAGUAACUUGAUCAUCAGAGGAAGCAACGGCAGUCAUUUCUACAUCGAUAUUCUCACUGACAACAUGUUCAUCAUGUUGAUUUUGAAGGACAAGGAUAACCACAUAAGUAGCACCGUGCAGCACGAGGAGUUGCUCAUUUUGGAGAACAUCAAAGCAGCACGGAAGUGGUUCGAGAAGAUAGAGAACGGGAACGUGUAG
Suhomyces tanzawaensis NRRL Y-17324 is the source of this 975-nucleotide messenger RNA. RefSeq names its product Rag GTPase (gene GTR1). Bases 1 to 975 code for a protein of 324 amino acids. Gene Ontology annotation, molecular function: GTPase activity; GTP binding. Gene Ontology annotation, cellular component: fungal-type vacuole membrane; nucleus; Gtr1-Gtr2 GTPase complex. The transcript has a single exon. The record is from RefSeq and is a predicted model, not a curated record. Lineage: Eukaryota; Fungi; Ascomycota; Pichiomycetes; Serinales; Debaryomycetaceae. Gene Ontology annotation, biological process: positive regulation of TOR signaling; cellular response to amino acid stimulus; cellular response to starvation.